Messenger RNA from Amphibalanus amphitrite, 982 nucleotides. RefSeq names its product probable peroxisomal membrane protein PEX13. Lineage: Eukaryota; Metazoa; Arthropoda; Thecostraca; Balanomorpha; Balanidae. Bases 421 to 822 code for a protein of 133 amino acids. The transcript is spliced from 3 exons. The record is from RefSeq and is a predicted model, not a curated record.
GGGAAAAAUAGCUUCUUUACACCCAGACCCUGCACUUUCAACGAAUCCGGCUGCAUGGAAUAGCUUACUUUGCAGCCAGUGUCAAGUCGUGGCCCUGCGCCCAAUUGUGCGCGCGGACAGCAUAAAGCCCGCCUCGUUAUCGGCUGAGGACAGCACGAGUCUCGGGUGGCGGCCCCGGACCGUGAAGGACCGCCGGCUCACAUCCGUGGCCGGGCGGCAGCGCGGCCGGCCGGCCGAGACGGGCCGCGCACGGGGGAGGCAUUGUUAGCGGCCAGGCGCCGCGGGCCCGCAGAUAUUGGGGUAUAUAAAGACUGAGAGGUAGUGUUCAGGUACACUCAUACAUCAGUGCGUGCACCGGCGACUGCUGAGGUCCUGACACCGAGCGCUGCCACCGGGGCGACAGUCAGCUCGGAAUUCGACAUGAAGGGCGUGCUCGUGCUGCUGCUGCUCACUGCGGCCGUCGCCAGUGCCGACUACCGAGACGACAUCUACUCGCCCACAUCCUACGUCCGCUCGACCGGCAGCUCGGUCAUCCGGCGGGGCAGCGACGGCUACGUCAGCCUCUACUCGCGGGGCGGGUACGGCAGCUACCGGUCCCGCUACUACCGCCGGUACGACGACGAUGACUACGACGACGACUACGGCCGCCGCUACUACAGAACGUCCUACGGCCGCCGGCGCUACUACGACGAUGACGACUACUACUACGGACGGCGCUACGGACGGCGCUACGGGUACCGAUACGGAGGGCCGUACAGGAGAUACGACUACGACGAUGAUAGAUACGACGACGAUCGCUAUGAUGAUCUUUAUGAUGAUUAGCGAUAGAAAUGAAUGCACAAAUGAAUCGACUAUUUUAAACACCUUAUGGUACCAUCAAUACGAACCAGCGAAGAUAAACCAAUCUAUUUCCUAGCGUCAUCGAUAUAGGUAUAUAGCUCAAUAUGUAGCAGUGCAAAUACAGCUCAACUAGCAGCGUCAA